Messenger RNA from Andrographis paniculata, 2491 nucleotides. RefSeq names its product probable galactinol--sucrose galactosyltransferase 2. NCBI's taxonomy places the organism in Eukaryota, Viridiplantae, Streptophyta, Magnoliopsida, Lamiales, Acanthaceae. The transcript is spliced from 14 exons. The record is from RefSeq and is a predicted model, not a curated record. Bases 108 to 2351 code for a protein of 747 amino acids.
AUCAUUAAUUUCAUCAAAUCCCACAUACGUUUCGUUGAUCAGCAAUUUGUUAGCCCUCAAUAAUUCUUUGUAGAGAUUUUCAUAUCUUUGAUUUAGGCUAGGCUAAAAUGACCGUCACAGCUCUGCCUGUGAUCAAGAAUGGCUGUCUUAUGGUCAACGGCAAGGUUGUCCUAACCCGGGUUCCGGACAACGUUGUCGUCACCCGAGCCGGCUCGGCCGGAUCGGCAUUUAUCGGAGCCAGUUCGGCCGAGUCGAGUUCGCGCCAUGUCUUUACCCUUGGAACUCUAGAAAAUUGCAAAUUUAUGUGUCUCUUCAUAGCUAAAAUUUGGUGGAUGAUCCCGCGAGUCGGGACAUCCGCUAGGGAAAUCCCAAUGGAGACUCAAAUGCUACUAUUGGAGGCACAAGAAGAGUCGGCCUUCGACUUAUCAGAUAAUUCGGACAAUGAUCUUGAAGACAAUAACAAGUCUUACAUCCUAGUAUUGCCCGUCUUGGAUGGAUCCUUUCGGACAACUCUCCAAGGGACUAAAUCGAACGAGCUCCAAUUUUGCUACGAAAGUGGCGAUCGCAAUGUUAGAACAUCAAUGGCUAUGGAGGGAGUUUUCGUGAACUCGGGAGACAACCCUUUCGAGCUCCUUAAGGAUUCGAUUAAGAUAUUGGCUACACUAAAGGGCACCUUUAGUCACUUGGACAACAAAAAGAUUCCAGGUCAUUUAGAUUGGUUUGGUUGGUGCACUUGGGAUGCUUUCUACACACAAGUUACUCCAGCUGGAAUCGAAGAGGGCCUUCAAAGCUUCAAAGAAGGCGGGAUUUCUCCGAAAUUUCUCAUAAUAGACGAUGGAUGGCAAGAAACGUCGAACGAGUUCGAGAAGGAAGGCGAGCCGAUGAUAGAAGGAACACAAUUCGCCACUAGAUUAACGGGCAUCAAGGAAAACAACAAGUUCAAAAACACAGUCGACACAAAUGGCUCGACGGAAAACCUCAAAGGGCUUAUCCAUCACAUCAAAGAGAAUUACGGGUUAAAAUAUGUUUACAUGUGGCACGCUCUGGCUGGUUACUGGGGAGGCGUACAAGCCUCCUCCGAUGCGCUAAAAAAAUACAACCCGACGCUUUCCUAUCCCGUGCUAUCCGACGGGAAUGUCGGGAACAUUAGGGACAUUGCCCUCGAUAGCUUGGAGAAGUACGGCGUCGGAGUCGUGGAUCCGGAGAAAGUGCGCGAUUUUUACAACGAUAUGCAUAGUUAUCUCGCGAGUUGUGGCGCGGAUGGUGUUAAGGUCGAUGUUCAAAACUUGCUUGGAACGUUGGGAGAGGGACAUGGUGGUCGAGUGUCAGUUACCAGAAAGUACCACGAAGCUCUCGACGAGUCCGUGGAGAAGAACUUUGUCGAUAAUAACUUGAUAUGUUGCAUGUGCCAUAAUUCCGACUCUAUUUUCAAUUCGAAGAAGAGUGCAACUGCAAGGGCGUCGGAGGAUUUCAUGCCGAAUGAGCCUACGUUCCAAACGUUGCACAUUGCGUCCGUGUCGUAUAAUAGUCUUCUCCUCGGCGAGGUUUUCGUGCCGGAUUGGGAUAUGUUCCAUAGCGACCACAACACGGCCGGGUUCCAUGGCGCGGCUAGAGCAAUAGGCGGUUGUCCGGUCUACGUAAGCGAUAAGCCCGGAAAGCAAGAUUUCAAGAUCCUAAGAAAGCUCGUUCUACCCGAUGGAUCCGUCUUGAGAGCAAGACACGCCGGCCGUCCUACGCGCGAUUGUUUGUUCAUCGAUCCGGUCAUGGAUGGAAAGAGCUUGCUCAAGAUAUGGAAUUUGAAUAAGAUAACCGGAGUAGUCGGUGUAUUCAAUUGCCAAGGCGCGGGAGCUUGGCCAAUGAAACAAGCUAGAAGCGACAUGCCGGAAACCACUUCCAUCUCCGGACAUGUAAAGCCUCUCGACGUCGAGUUUCUUGAGGAAAUCGCCGGCGAAACAUGGACCGACGAUUGCGCCGUCUAUGCAUUCAACUCAGGUAGCCUUUCGAGAGUACGGAAGAACAAAAGCAUCAAAGUUUCAUUAAAUGUGUUACAAUGCGAAGUAUUUACUGUCUCGCCUAUAAAGACAUUCAAUCAAAGUAUCGAAUUCGCGCCAAUUGGACUAAUUCACAUGUACAACUCGGGAGGUGCAAUCGAGAAUUGCGCAUUCGAAGAGAAUCGGGUGUCGAUAAAAGCACGAGGGUAUGGUGUGUUUGGAGCAUAUUCUAACAUGAAGCCAAGUUGUUGCAAAGUAGACAACAAAAAUGAGGAUUUUACUUACGAUUUUGAGAAUGGAUUCCUGACAAUGAAUCUUGAAGGGGAGUGUGGUUUGAAAGAGAUUGAGGUUUUGUAUUAGGACACUUAGGCCAUACCAAAUAUUGUAUUCAUUUAUUUAUUUUUCGGGUUUGGAUUGAGAGUUGUCAUAAUUCAAUGUAUCGAAUGAAUGUAGUUUUAUAUUUAUGUUGUCGGAAAUGAAUUUUUUUUUUUUUAAUUUUA